AUGGCUACGGCAGCACCGGACACCGGUGUCGAAGGUUGUGCUGCCGCUCCAAUUGGCCCUUCCUAUAAAGAUGAGAAGCCAAAGGCUACCGUCUCCGGGAAGAUUAAAUUCGACACUGUUCACGUUUUACCACAGACACCUCAGUUGAUCGCUCUGCUUACGAUUAUUCGAGACAAGAAUACUCAGAGGGGGGACUUUAUCUUCUACUCAAACCGUAUAAUAAGAUUGCUGGUCGAGGAAGGAUUGAACCACUUGCCCGUCAAGGAACAUGAGGUCACCACUCCGCUAGGACGAACCUACGCCGGUGUCCGUUUCGAAGGCAAAAUCUGCGGUGUCUCCAUCAUGCGAGCCGGCGAAUCCAUGGAACAAGGUCUCCGGGACUGCUGUCGUUCCGUCCGUAUCGGCAAGAUCCUAAUCCAACGUGACGAAGAAACCGCCCAACCCAAGCUAUUCUAUCACAAACUACCCAAUGAUAUCGCAGACCGUUGGGUUUUGUUGUUGGAUCCUAUGAAUGCUACCGGUGGUAGCGCUAGUAUGGCGGUACAGGUUUUGAAGGAGAAAGGUGUGGCUGAGGAGAGGAUUUUGUUUUUGAAUUUGAUUGCUAGUCCUGAGGGGAUUGAACACUUUGCGAGCAAGUAUCCGAAGUUGAGGGUUAUUACGGCGUUUAUUGAUGAGGGGUUGGAUGAUAAGAACUAUAUUGUUCCUGGACUUGGUGACUUUGGAGACCGACACUUUGGAACUUUGGAUGAAUGA
This is a messenger RNA of Orbilia oligospora ATCC 24927, 753 nucleotides long. RefSeq lists its product as uncharacterized. The transcript is spliced from 4 exons. Bases 1 to 753 code for a protein of 250 amino acids. Lineage: Eukaryota; Fungi; Ascomycota; Orbiliomycetes; Orbiliales; Orbiliaceae. The record is from RefSeq and is a predicted model, not a curated record.